AUGACAGAAGAAGCGCCGGUGGCAUCCACCAUGCCUGAGUGCAACGGGAGCUUAGCCCCGGAGAAGGGCCCGCUGCGGGGAGUGGAGGUCAUCGAUGAGAGAGCAAAGCCUGCGGGGACAGGUCCCUACCUGACCACGGACACCAGCCUGAACACUCCACCUGCCGGAGAAAACCAGCAGGAGAACAGAAACUCUUUGGCACAGGGCAUAGUUCACGAGCUUCUGGAUGGAGAGAAGCAAUGUGAAGAGAAGCAAGAGGACAACAGUGAGAUGUUACAGCAGGGAGCAGCUGGCACCCAGGACAUGGAGCUGGCAGGCCAGGAGCCAGAGGAAGGGCUGGGCAGUGAGGAGACCUCUGUGAGCAGUGGGGAGCUGGGGCUGGCGGCCACUCCUGACAGGGAAGUGGUGGAGACCCCCACGGCCAGCACCGAUGGGAGAGGGAACACAACUGAGGAAGAAGCAGAGGAGGAGGAAGAGGACACAGAAGAGGAUGAAGUUCAGGUGAUAGACAUCAAGAAGGAGAACAGCGAGGUGUCCCACCUAAACCUGGCAGGCAGCGGCAAGGAGGCAUCUCCCCCGAGCACCCCUGGCUGCAACCCCUCCCAGGUGGAGAAAGGCACAGAGCAGCCCAGCCUGGGGAAGAGGAACGACAUCUCCAGACACAGCUACUCCAGGUACAACACAAUCUCCUACCGCAGGAUCCGGAAAGGAAACACCAAGCAGCGCAUCGACGAGUUCGAGUCCAUGAUGCACUUGUGA
This is a messenger RNA of Indicator indicator, 759 nucleotides long. RefSeq names its product ermin (gene ERMN). The record is from RefSeq and is a predicted model, not a curated record. Gene Ontology annotation, molecular function: actin filament binding. Gene Ontology annotation, cellular component: filopodium; paranode region of axon; myelin sheath. Gene Ontology annotation, biological process: regulation of cell projection organization; morphogenesis of a branching structure; regulation of cell shape. The transcript has 3 exons. NCBI's taxonomy places the organism in Eukaryota, Metazoa, Chordata, Aves, Piciformes, Indicatoridae. The coding region runs from base 1 to 759 and encodes 252 amino acids.